Messenger RNA from Diatraea saccharalis (sugarcane borer), 3736 nucleotides. The record is from the annotation of a GenBank genome assembly. NCBI's taxonomy places the organism in Eukaryota, Metazoa, Arthropoda, Insecta, Lepidoptera, Crambidae.
AGUCUUGAAACAACCGUCAACGCGCCCGCACGCCUCGGGUUCACAUAUCGCGUUCACCACUCGCAAUUAUAAGAACAAUGAACAAACGUCACUAGGAGAAUAGUUUUUUCUUGCAGUUUCUCAUUGUUUGUAAUAUAAACAUUAUAUAUGAAAACUUAACAGGAUACGAAACAAAGCCGAUAAGAUGCGGGUGUGAUGACUCAGGCGAGAGAAACACUCGGCGUAAUGGACGGCAACCCACCUACUUGCGACUUCUCUACGAAGACUAAGAGGGGAGUAUACCUCUCCAAGAGUCUCGCGUUCGUCAUCCUCAUCAUUUUUGCUUUAGCGUUGGUCGCAACUUCCUUUCUAGUGUAUAAUUUUGCCGCAUGUCCUAGAACGGAUCAGCUGGCAAACGUCACAAAAUAUGAACUUACCCAUUGUGACCAAAAUAAAUUUUUAGUCUUGCCCCUUACCACUGAAACCAGCAAAAUUGUCAUCCCCUUAGAGACUACAACAGUUUUAGCGACAACUGAAGAGACAGAAAUCACCGUUACAGAUGUACGCCUCCCGACAAAUAUAAAACCUGAAAGGUAUCAUUUGAAACUCACUCCUUAUAUAUAUGAAGGAAAUUUUACAUUCGACGGUGUAGUCAGUGUUGUGGUGACAGUGAAAAAUGACACUAAAGAAGUGAAAUUCCAUGGUGUUGAAUUGACUUUCCACAGUAUAAAGCUUUUUGAGAAAGGUGAUGGCAGAGAAAUAAUUAUUUCGAGAAGAACGGAAGAUGUACCAAGGCAGUUCCAUAUAUUGACAUUGGAAGAAUCGUUGAAGGCCGGCAAGCAGUAUGUGUUGAAUAUAACGUAUACGGGAAUCUUGAAUGACAACCUUCAUGGUUUCUACAGAAGCUCUUACGAGGAGAAAAAUAUUACGAGAUGGAUAGCUGUAACCCAGUUCCAAGCGACCGACGCCCGGCGAGCAUUCCCGUGCUGGGAUGAACCGGCUUUGAAGGCCAAAUUCACAAUCAGCAUAGCAAGACCUUCCAACAUGAGCUCAGUCUCUAAUAUGAACGUCAUCAGUAAAGAGAAACACCCAACUCUUCCAAACUACAAAUGGGAUCAUUAUGCAGAAUCUUUACCAAUGUCUACGUAUCUGGUGGCAUUUGCUGUAACAGACUUUGGCAGCAUCAGCGAUCAGAAUUUCACUGUAUGGGCCAGAAAGGAAGCUCUCUCGUCUGCUAAAUAUGCCCUUAAUAUUGGUCCAAAAAUACUUAAAUUCUUGGAAGAAUAUUACAAGAUAAAGUUUCCGCUACCGAAAAUAGACAUGAUCGCUCUACCUGACUUCAAGGCUGGUGCGAUGGAGAAUUGGGGACUACUUACCUUCAGAGAACUAGCAAUGUUGUAUGAUAGCGGAGUAUAUCCGACAACAGCAAAGGCGCGCGUCGCAGCAGUAGUUGCUCACGAGAUAGCCCACCAGUGGUUUGGCAAUCUAGUUACCCCUGCUUGGUGGUCAGACAUAUGGCUGAAUGAGGGAUUCGCCAGCUAUGUGGAGUAUGUCGCUGUUGAUGCCGUUGAAGAAACUUGGGAAUCUAUGGAGGUAUUCGUUUUAAAUGAAGUCCAGAGCGUAUUCAAAUUAGAUGCCCUUACUUCUUCGCAUCAGAUCUCUGUGGAGGUCGGUAAUCCCGAGGAGAUUGGUGCCAUAUUUGACAAGAUAUCCUACGGAAAAGGCUCAGCGAUUCUCCGAAUGAUGAACCAUUUUCUUACUGAUGAUGUAUUUAACGCUGGUAUUACCGACUAUCUCAACGCUAAGAAGUUUGGUGACGCUGAACAGAGAGACUUAUGGAGUGCCCUCACCAACGCUGCUCAUCAGAGAGGGGUCUUAGAUGCUGAUGUAGCCAUAAUAAUGGACUCUUGGACUCUACAAACUGGAUUCCCUGUACUCACCAUAAACAGGGAUUAUAACACAGGAGUUAUAUCGUUCAAACAGGAGCGGUUCGUCCUUAUAAACAAUACUUCUGGAAAUGAGACGUCACCUGUUUGGUGGAUACCAGUGUCUUACACUACAGCAGCGGAAAAGAAUUUCAAAUCAACAAGUCCGAAACUAUGGUUGCGGGGUGAGAAGUCCAUCGAAGUGAACGACAUUUCUAUAGCCAAGAAUGAGUGGUUUAUAGCAAACAUUCAGCAAACAGGUUUUUAUCGUAUAAAUUACGAUGAAACUAACUGGAGACUGCUGGUAGACGUCUUGAAUAAUCCAAAGAGGUUCCAAGAAAUCCAUCCCAUUAAUCGUGCCCAGAUAGUGGAUGAUGCGAUGAACCUGGCUCUAACUGGUAGAUUGGAUUACAGAACAGCUCUCGACAUUACCAGUUACCUAGUCCAUGAGAGGAGUUACGUGCCUUGGAAGGCUGGUCUUAUGGCUCUUGGUUACAUUGACACGAUGCUCUCAAAAGGAGCCUAUUAUUUGGAAUAUAAGCGUUAUGUUUUACGACUUCUGGAUGGAGCUGUAAAAGAUCUCGGCUGGGAAGUGCCUGCUAAUGAGAAUGUUGUGAGGGCUCAGCAACGGGCCGACUUACUGUCCACGGCGUGUCACCUGGAACAAUUGGAUUGUCUGGGCCAAGCUGUCAGAAUGUAUACUAACUGGAUGCUGACACCGAACCCGGAUGCCUAUAAUGAAAUUCAUCCUGAUAUCCGAAGCACAGUAUACUGCGUAGGUGUCCAGGCAGGCGGUGAGAGAGAGUGGCGUUUUGCAUGGGAACGUUUUCGUAUCGCAAGUGCACCAGCCGAACGGGAACUGCUGCUGACUGUUCUCGGUUGUACUAGGUCACCAUAUCUUCUGUACAGAUACCUGGAGUUGUCUUUAAGAAACGACAGUGGUAUUCGCAAGCAAGACACUGUGAGGGUAUUCUCGUCCGUCGCUGGCUCAGCGAUUGGCCAACCAAUUGCUCUAAACUUCGUCCGAGCUAACUGGAAAAGAAUGAAAGAAUAUGUCGGCUCUAUAUCCACUUUGAAUACAAUCGUGAAGGUCGUGACACGACGGCUGAAUCAACCUCAUGAACUUGAAGAGCUCAAGAGGUUUAUAUCGGAAUCGUGCUCGGAACUAGGCAGACCGGUACUACAAGUUCUAGAGCGGACAGCUGCCAAUGUUCAUUGGAUGGAAAACAAUUAUCAAACAAUUGUAGAUUGGUUGUUAGCAGCUGAUAACGGCACGAGGACAUGGUGACGACCUAAUAGGAACACUCGUACCACGAACUAGAAUAGUACAAAAUAUCCGCAUAGAACUCGAUGUAAUAAUACACGUUAGUUUGUGGCGUAUAUUUGCUGCCACGUAAAUUAGUGGAAAAAUAAAGAAGUGUGUUUAUGUUAAUUGAGAAUGGUUGUAAUGAUGGGAAAAGUAUAGACAAUGAGUCACCUAUUCGUCAUACGAGAAUUUUCGCAUUUAGCGUAAAUAUGCCACUAGCUAUAGUGUGUUACCGUUACUUAUUUCAUUCUGUUGUAAACGACCCUUUAUUUUAUUUUUCAGAAGAUUUUGUUUAUUUGAAAUAUACCGUUAUAUCAAUAGACUGAUUGCUACAAGUUCGGUCUAAAAAUCUAAAGAGACUUCUGAGAGUUUAAGAAUAUCAAGCACUCUGCAAAGACAUUUUUCGAGUGAGACUAUAAACUUAGUCAAAAAACAAAAUUAGACACUAUCCUUUCAAAGGACCAAAUAGUCUGUUUCCGCAGAGACAGCCAAAGAUUAUGAAUAAGAAAAAAAUAUUUAAAUUUAC